AAGAUCAUUGCCUGAUCCUGAUACACAAUCGAAAAUUUUCAAGAAAUUCGCAACCCUGGUCAGCUGAUGACUGCCAAAAAGUGACAAGUGAAGUGACAACCAAGAAAAAUUGAAAAAUAUUUACAAAUGUUUUGUGGCCCUACCAAACUACUAAAGAUUUUGAAAACAAAACACCAAAUACCUAGUUGUUUAAUGGAUUAAAAGUUAUGCUACAUUGAUAAGAAUAUGGAGAUAGAUAUACCUAUUUUAGUCGCUAUAGUUUCAUCUCUCCUUAUAGUAGUAAUAAGUUUAAUUUAUUUUUUAAAGUUUGGCAACAAACCUAAAGACAAUGUGGAAAAUCCGAGAGCUGUACCUAACAGGAUAAGAGAGGGAAUACCAAGGCGAGCUCAGUUGGCAAGGAAUAGAGGAGCCCGAUUACACGCUGCUGUUCAGAAUAAUGAAGACCCCGAAGAAAAUUUGGAUCAUACUGAGAGACAAACUGAUAUAUCCGAUGCUAAAAUUGGUGCGAAGAAAAAGGCCAAAUUAGAGGCAAAAGCGGAAAAGAAAGCCGCUAGAGUAGCCGAAGAACAGCUUAGAAAUGAAAGAAAGAAAAAGACCGAAUUAGAGGAAAUUGAAAGGAAGAAACAAGAAGCCAAGGACAAAGCCGAAGAGCAACAAAGAGAAGAAGACGAAAGAAAAGCUAAGGAACAAAAAGAAAAAGAAGAAUAUGAGGAAUAUUUAAAAAUGAAAGAAGCAUUUUCUGUCGAGGAAGAAGGGUUUGAUGAAGGCGAACAGGCUGAUGAACAAAAUCUUCUCCAGGAAUUUGUAAAUUACAUAAAACAAAAUAAAGUAGUGAUUAUUGAAGACCUAGCUGCCCAUUUUAAGUUGAAGACGCAAUCGUGCAUAGAUAGAAUAAAAGAUUUACAACAGGACGACAUUUUAACAGGAGUAAUUGACGACCGCGGAAAGUUUAUUUACGUGUCCGAAAAGGAAAUGGAAGCAGUUGCCAAAUUUAUAAGACAGAGAGGCAGAGUUUCAAUAGCAGAUUUGGCAGAGAAUAGUAAUCAAUUAAUAAAUUUGGUUGCAUCUGUUAACUAAUGCAUGUUUUUUUGUUUAUAAUAAAUGCAGGAUAAAGUAAAGAA
Messenger RNA from Sitophilus oryzae (rice weevil), 1121 nucleotides. It is a transcript of the gene Ddrgk1, whose product is annotated as DDRGK domain-containing protein 1. The transcript has 5 exons. The record is from RefSeq and is a predicted model, not a curated record. Lineage: Eukaryota; Metazoa; Arthropoda; Insecta; Coleoptera; Curculionidae. Bases 226 to 1077 code for a protein of 283 amino acids.